Molecule: messenger RNA, 1084 nt
Organism: Nematolebias whitei (Rio pearlfish)
Lineage: Eukaryota; Metazoa; Chordata; Actinopteri; Cyprinodontiformes; Rivulidae
Gene: nkx2.4a
Product: NK2 homeobox 4a
Exons: 2
Coding region: 1-1041 (346 amino acids)
Biological process (GO): cell differentiation; regulation of transcription by RNA polymerase II
Cellular component (GO): nucleus
Molecular function (GO): DNA-binding transcription factor activity, RNA polymerase II-specific; RNA polymerase II cis-regulatory region sequence-specific DNA binding
Source: RefSeq, a predicted model, not a curated record
AUGUCGUUGAGCCCAAAGCACACUACGCCUUUUUCAGUGACAGAUAUUUUGAGUCCAAUCGAGGAGACCUACAAGAAGUUUGGUGGCAUGGACGGCGCAGGGAACCUAACCUCUCCACUGGGAGCCUACCGGCAGCCUCAGAUGUCUCAGACCGGCAUGCAGCAGCACUCCAUGGGCCACAACGCCUCCAUGGCCACCACUUACCACAUGCCGCACAGCGUCUCCCAGUUCUCCCACAGCGCAAUGGGGGGAUACUGCAAUGGAAGCAUUGGCAACAUGGGAGACCUCCCGUCGUACCAGGAGAGCAUGCGGAAUAGUGCAGCAGCCACAGGAUGGUACAGCGCCAACCCUGAUCCCAGAUACUCCACAAUUUCUAGAUUCAUGGGACCUUCCACAGGUAUGAACAUGACUGGCAUGGGGAGUCUCACCGGGAUGGCGGACCCCAGCAAAGCCAUGCCAGCGCUCCACGCGGCGCCCAGGAGGAAGAGGCGCGUGCUGUUCUCGCAAGCUCAGGUCUACGAGCUGGAGAGGAGGUUCAAGCAGCAGAAGUACCUGUCGGCGCCGGAGCGGGAGCACCUGGCCAGCAUGAUCCACCUGACGCCGACCCAGGUGAAGAUCUGGUUCCAGAACCACCGGUACAAGAUGAAGCGCCAGGCCAAGGACAAGGCGGCGCAGCAGCUGCAGCAGCAGCAGCAACAGGACGGCAACCUGUGCCAACAGCAGGCGCAGUCCCCGCGGCGCGUGGCCGUGCCCGUGCUCGUGAAGGACGGUAAGCCGUGUCAGAACGGCUCCAACACGCCGACGCCGAGCCAGGUGCAGCAGAACCAGCAGCAGAGCCAGCAACAAAACGGAGCCGGAGUCGUGCUCGCGUCCUCGGUGAGCCAGCACCAAAGCCAGGUGAACGCGCUGGACCUGGAGGAGAUGUCGCCCAGCCCCCCCUCCCUGCACAGCCAGCUCAACAUGGCCCAGAUAGACACGUCUGCUGUAGAUUACACCAGUAACAUGGUCAACUCAAACCUCCUGUACGGCAGAACGUGGUAGGACCUCAGCAAAACUGUUCCACUUUUCUAUGUCACACACACGC